This is a messenger RNA of Babesia ovata, 2070 nucleotides long. Its product is annotated as AP2 domain transcription factor AP2XII-5. The record is from RefSeq and is a predicted model, not a curated record. Gene Ontology annotation, molecular function: DNA-binding transcription factor activity. The transcript is spliced from 2 exons. NCBI's taxonomy places the organism in Eukaryota, Apicomplexa, Aconoidasida, Piroplasmida, Babesiidae. Gene Ontology annotation, biological process: regulation of DNA-templated transcription. Bases 1 to 2070 code for a protein of 689 amino acids.
AUGGCUAACCUACGCGCAGGCAAAAAUGCGCGCGGUGAUGAAAGAUGUGCCCGAGGCCUACCAGUUCUGGAAGGUUUGUCUUAUGACAGCGUGCUGCGUCGCUGGUGUGUCAAGGUUCCACCAGAGAUUUGUUCUUCUGGAGGAACCUUCUAUUUCAGCACGUCGAGCAACGACGUCGCCAACGUAUGGCUAUCGGCAUUGUAUCAUUGGGGUCGUUUGAUUGUGUGCCACCUGCGUAGCAAGGAUACGGACUGUCCGUGCGGAGUGUGUAGGAGCGCAUUCGAAAAGCCGGGCGGAUCGGAGAAGCUUUCGGUACUCGACUUUACCGAAUUCUUCGCGGACGGUGUAGAAGCCACAUCGGCGGUGCCUUCUGCCCGCUUGACCGUUGGUUCGGCAGCCUUAACUGAUAAUUGCGGAAAUGCCUCGUCUGAAAUCUGCGGAUGUUGGAACCGUAAUGAGGCAUUGAUUCCUCCAGAUAACUUGUUAAAUGUUGAGAACACCAGAAGGUAUGAGGACACUCUGCCGCUCGGUUCUAUUUUCUUCGACGACAGUUUGAGUGGGUCGUUGUCUAAUGCCCACCGCGACACACCACGUGGCGUCGGAUUCUCUGGCAGUAACUUUUGCGGAGGUUUCGACGCGUUGGCAAGCAUCAGUGCUGGUCGAUUAAAGGGUUGCCCUACAGACUUAUGUGCCAGCGAACCGGUGGAUUAUUUGUCGCGACGUCAACUUGCCCACGGUCAUGGCCUCCCUCCAUCGACACGUUCCCCGAAUAGGUCUUCUAGCAGCGGCAUUUCCCCAGUCCCCGAUGUUUCGACCGCCGGCGAAGCUAUCCUGGCCUCCGCCAAGGAGAGGUUAGCACUUACUACCACGCAUGUCGAAUCGUCUUGCUUGCCGAGAGGUGACACCUACCACUCAGCACCCCUACUUCAUGCUACAUGCGCCGAUGCGCUCGCAGCUUCACAUUUUGUCAAUCGCUAUCAUGAGCUGCAGACGCAAUAUUGCACCGGCGCAUGCAGUGCACAUCUGACCGCUGGGCGUGACUACGAUAACCUACGCUUCCUUUCUCUGCUGGCAGGCCACACAAGGCACGGAAGCUCGCGUAAAGCGCCACAGUUCAAGGCCGAAGGGAUGGGUUUGCUGCGUCUUCAUCAGCGCCACGCAAGACGCAAAAACAGGCAAGAUCGGGUGGGAGAUGAAUCAGCACAUCGCCGGCAGACAGCCGGUCUCACUCAGGACUACAUCAUCCAGCUUGACUCGCAAGCCAUUCCCUCCCGAUCAGACAUUUACCGUGCAGGAGGAAUCGAUCGUGGCGUAGGCAACUCCUCCCAUCAGGAAGAUAAUGCAGGAAGCAGCCAUGCGGAGAGUCCGUCUGGCUAUUCCUCUGCAGUCUCAACGCGGCGGUCAACCGAGUCUAAGUCACAGGAAACAGCGGACCACUUUUCCGACAAUGCUGUUGGGGAUCCGAGUUCCUCGGCCGAGUUCGAUGACAACUCCUCCAUGACCGACGAUUCGCUCGGCGACAGCACCCGCAAAUCCCGUCGCCGCGGAAGGCCACGCUCAAACGUCCCCAGCAAUAUAUCUGACAUGGCUGAGGCUCUGAGACCCUGGCAUAGAGAGGUGUUUUGGGUACCGAGCAUCUCUCGUUGGCGCACGUCAUUCACCGACGAAACCGGCACCCGCCACACGAAGACGUUCACUCCGUCUGUUUUCGGCGGUGUGAAGGAGGCUUACGACGCUGCCGUCAAAUACAAGGAGGCAGUUGACCAGAUAUGCGAGGCUAGCGGCAUCCCGGAGUCGAGGCGCAUUUUACUCAAACGUGACAUAGAGAUGUCCCUCAAGCGCAAGCGUCUGCCACGAAAUUGUACCGUGGACCUUUUUUCUCACUUCGACAACAACCCCAGUAGCGCUGACGACGCUGCGGCUCCUGCUACCUCGUCCCAGGAUAUGACAUCCAGCAACAGUUCUUCAUCAUCGGGUGGACAGGGAGCCAUCUGUCCUCCUGCUAGUGAUGCGCCCGCUUACAAUGCCGAUGCGUUGUCGGCUCCCAUUCCGCGAGACCUGCAGAAGUGA